AUGUAUACUUCUCUUCUGCCUCUUCUCGCCGCUUUGGCGGCCGCCUCUCCGGCAAACCUUCAGAUGAGCCUGAAGCAUUCGCUUCAUAUGGUCCCUCAGGGCUGGGAAGUCCACUCUGAUGCUCCCGCCGAUCAAAAGCUCAACCUGCACAUCGGUCUCAAGGAGCAGAACCUGGACCAGCUCCAGAAGCGCCUUUUGGAAAUGAGCACACCUGACCACGCCGACUACGGCAAGCACAUGUCCAAGGACGAGAUUAAUGCUUUGGCGGCUCCUACCAAGGAGACGCUCACAUCCGUUUCUUCGUGGCUGUCUUCCCACGGCAUCGACGCUGGCGAGGUCUCCAACGGCCUGAUGCCCAUCACUGUCACCAUCGCUCAGGCGGAGAAGCUGCUGGGCACAAAGUACCAGGUCUACCACCACGCUGCCGACGACAAGUACACCAUCCGUACGACCCAGUACAGUCUCCCCCAGACUGUCCACUCUGAUGUCACCAUGAUCCAGCCUACCACCAUGUUCAGCGACAUGGGCAUGAUCAACCGGCAGCUCACCGCUUCCAAGACUGCUAUCAGCAAAGUCUCCGCGUCUACCAAGUCUAGAAGAGCUGGUUGCGGCAGCAGCGUCACCCCGUCCUGCCUCCAAAGCUUGUACAACAUCAACUACACGCCCAGCAGCAGCGCAUCGCUUCUCGGUGUCUGCGGCUACCUCGGUGAGGUGGCCAGUCAGGAUGACCUGAGUAGCUUUCUCCAGGAGUACAGCAUCAAAAACGCCGGUACCCUUUCGGUAGAGCUUGUCAACAAUGGUACCAACGAUGGUGCUGGCACCACCGAAGCUGGUCUUGAUAUUGAGUACACUGUUGGCUUGAGUGCGGGCAUCAACAAUGUGUUCUACUCUACUGGUGGCAGCCCCCCGUGGACGCCGGACUCUGGCAGCGACCCCAACAAGAAUACUAACGAACCCUACCUUGACUGGCUCAACUAUAUGCUCGACAAGACGGACCUUCCUCAGACCAUCACUUCUUCCUACGGUGAUGAUGAGCAGACUGUCCCCAAGGACUAUGCUGACAAAGUCUGCAACCUGUUCAUGAAGUUGGGUGCCCGUGGUGUCAGCUUCAUGGCCAGCUCUGGUGACGGCGGUGUUUCUGGCGGCCAGCCGACCAAUUGCCUGGCCAACGAUGGAUCUGGCAAAACGAAGUUCCUUCCCACUUUCCCUGCCAGUUGCCCUUGGGUCACCGCUGUUGGCGGAACUACGGGUACUCCUGAGAAAGCCGCUGGUCUCUCCUCGGGGGGGUUUUCCGAGUACUACGACGUUCCUGACUAUCAGUCUUCUUCAACGUCGACGUAUCUCUCCGGCCUUGGCGACAAGUACGCCGGUUUAUACAACCCCAAGGGACGUGGUAUUCCUGAUGUUGCUGCCCAGGCGAUCAACUUCCGAACUGUCAUCGCCGGCAACGACCAGAAAGUCAGCGGCACUAGUGCAGCUUCUCCCACUUUCGCGGCUGUUAUUGCUCUGCUCAAUGACUACCGCGUGUCGCAGGGCAAGUCUCCUCUGGGCUUCCUGAACCCAUGGCUAUACAGCAAUGCCACGUCCGGCCUCAACGACAUCACGUCUGGUUCCAACCCUGGCUGCAAAACCGACGGUUUCUCUGCUGCUACUGGCUGGGACCCUGUCACUGGUCUGGGUACACCUGACCUGGGCAAGCUCCAGAAGAUUGCGUAA
Messenger RNA from Cordyceps militaris CM01, 1716 nucleotides. Its product is annotated as tripeptidyl peptidase SED3. The record is from RefSeq and is a predicted model, not a curated record. Gene Ontology annotation, molecular function: tripeptidyl-peptidase activity; serine-type endopeptidase activity. Gene Ontology annotation, biological process: proteolysis. The transcript is spliced from 3 exons. Bases 1 to 1716 code for a protein of 571 amino acids. NCBI's taxonomy places the organism in Eukaryota, Fungi, Ascomycota, Sordariomycetes, Hypocreales, Cordycipitaceae.